CAUCUUCAUUGUUUUCUCCUAAAAUAAAAUUCCUCAACAUUAUUCAUUCCUAAAUAUUUCACAAUACCCAAAUUUAUAUAUCAAUUUAUAUAAAACUUCAAUUUUAUUUUUUUUUUAUAUAAAUUCUUCAUUUCUAAAACCCAUAUACAUAGAUCAACCAAUUUUAUAUUUUUCUAUAAAUCUCAGAUCAGUUGUUAAAUAACAGGUAUUCGUUCUGGUUGAUGAUAUCUUAUCGGAACGUAUGUGUAAAAUAUGGUGUCGAAGAAUAGUAUAUAUUAUGGACAAUUGGAUGGUAUUAAAGCCCCCGUGGUACCUAGAGCUCGUAGAUCGUUAAGGGUGAUCGAUGAGCCUAGGACAUCAUCCGAAGGUAGUAAACUAAGCGCUUUUGAGUUGUUGGCGGAUGUUGCGAGUAAGUUAUUGCAGGAGAGUGAAAGUUCUACUUCAAGCAUUGGUCAAGAAUGGAAAGGAGAGAUUAACGUGAAGAAGGAAGAGCCGGAGGUCAAUGUUAAUGUGAAGGAAUCACCAGAGUCCGAUUAUGAUUCUGGUUUGGAGCAUGUUUCGGAUAUUGUAAAGAAAGUUGGGAGCAGUGUUAAGUUGGAACCGUUUGAAGGCAAGAAUGUCGAUAAAUUGGAAUUGGUACAGAAGGAUAGUGGGGAGUUGGCAUAUAGGGAUUCGUGUGUAAAUACUCGUGUGCUAAAUAAGCCAUUUAGUAGUGUACAUUUGCCCUUCUAUAAUUACCCCGUUUGUAAGGGAAAUAUAAAGAUGGGUAUUAGAGAUGAUGAUGACAAAAAACCUUUUAGGCGUAAUUAUAGUGUGACCAAAAUGAGGUCAUUUAAGUCGCAAUCGCGUGCUGGAUAUAGGAGAAUCAGGAAGAUGUUGACUUCUAGAUACCAUAAACUAACUACAAAGAAAGAUUAUGAAGUUGUUAACCCUACUAAUUGUGGAAUGAAACUGCCUGACCAAUAUAGGAAAAAUAUAUAUAAUCAAGAAAGGUGCCAAAUAGAGGCUGCUUCUAAAAAGAGGAAGCUGUUUUAUCAUAAUAGCUCAGACACUUCGAAAAAAGUCAAAUUUAGCAUCAAGUCCUUUAAAGUGCCGGGACUUUAUGUUGAGAUACCAGAAACCGCAACUAUAGGUUCAUUGAAGAGAACUGUUAUGGAAGCUCUUAGUGCUUACUUAGGAGGGGAACUACAUGUAGGGGUACUUCUUGAAGGAAAAAAGGUCAGAGACAACAACUGGACCUUACAACAAACAGGCAUUUCCCAGAGCUGUAACCUUGAGAGUCUAGGAUUUACAUUGGAGCCCGGUGUUCCUCAAUUGUUACAACCACAACACACUAGUCAACAGCCGUCGAGCUCUACAGCAAGUCCCAUAACGGAUGUGGGAUGUUCAAAUUGUUCUCUAGAUCUUGCCCUCACAAAUAGUUUAGAAAAUCAUGUUGAUAAGAAUCAAGAAAUUAUACCCUUACAGACUGAAGUACUAACAGAAGAAAGAGUGGCAGAUUUCAAAGCUGUUGCGCCAAUCACAACAUUAAAAGUUGAGCCUCUUUCAGCCGUCCCCUUUGACAACAAACCAACUAACAAAUCUGAAGGUUCCCAGCGUAGAAUUAGGAGACCGUUUUCCGUAUUGGAGGUUGAAGCACUUGUGGAAGCUGUUGAAACUAUUGGAACCGGAAGAUGGCAUGAUGUUAAAUUGAAUGUUUUUAAUGAUGCAACUCAUCGAACUUCUGUGGACCUAAAGGAUAAGUGGAAAACUCUAGUUCACACAGCAAGCAUUGCCCCUCAGCAAAGAAGGGGUCAACUAUUGCCCCAGGUACUACUGGACCGGGUUCUGGCUGCACAUGGGUACUGGGCUAACCAUCAGCAUAAGCGGCAGCAGAAGGGACCAGAGUGAACCACUUCAAAUCUGGACUGUUCGAGUGUAGCAUUUGAAAACUGACAUUUGGUGACAGAAUGUAAAAAAUAUGAAGAGGAUGUGAGACAUGGUAAAAAAAGAAAAGAAGGUAGGGUUGUUUAUUUGUUGUUAUUGUUGGUCUUUUCCUUAUAUUGAUUGAUUUGGAAGGUAAAGAAUUAGUUGGUAGUUUGAUUUAGCUUAUUUCAUUCUUUUGACCAAGUGUGUUAUGGAUAUAGAAGUUGGAAUGUGAAAAGUUGUAAUUUCUGGUA
This is a messenger RNA of Erigeron canadensis, 2159 nucleotides long. RefSeq names its product telomere repeat-binding protein 3-like. The record is from RefSeq and is a predicted model, not a curated record. The transcript is spliced from 9 exons. Lineage: Eukaryota; Viridiplantae; Streptophyta; Magnoliopsida; Asterales; Asteraceae. Bases 253 to 1890 code for a protein of 545 amino acids.